Messenger RNA from Jatropha curcas, 376 nucleotides. Its product is annotated as 14 kDa proline-rich protein DC2.15. Lineage: Eukaryota; Viridiplantae; Streptophyta; Magnoliopsida; Malpighiales; Euphorbiaceae. The record is from RefSeq and is a predicted model, not a curated record.
AUGGCUUCAAGAGCUGUAGCUUCCAUCGCCUUGCUUAUUUCCCUUAACCUUCUCUUCUUCAAUAUGGUAACCGCUGCCACUGGCACUUGCCCUGUUGAUGCCCUAAAACUGAAGCUAUGUGCCAACGUGUGGGGGAUUAUUCAAAUCCCUCCAAAUCAACCUUGCUGUAGCCUUCUUGGUAAUCUUGUUGCUCUUGAAGCUGCUGCUUGCCUUUGCACUGCCAUCAAAGUUAAUGUGUUGGGGCUAAACCUAAAUGUUCCACUUGACUUGAGCUUGUACCUCAACAAUUGUGGGAAGAAGGUUCCAAAAGGAUUCAAGUGCCCUUAAAUUAUAAUACUCCAUUAAUACUUCUUUCAGUUUCUAUUUUCUCCUAAUU